Molecule: messenger RNA, 1479 nt
Organism: Pleurotus ostreatus (oyster mushroom)
Lineage: Eukaryota; Fungi; Basidiomycota; Agaricomycetes; Agaricales; Pleurotaceae
Exons: 4
Coding region: 1-1479 (492 amino acids)
Molecular function (GO): protein binding
Source: RefSeq, a predicted model, not a curated record
AUGGGCCUGGACUGGUCCCAUUCUAUCCUGCUUCGACACUUGAAGACGAUCCCCUGGCAGCGCCCAAAAACUCUAAGCGAUAUGCCCUACGAUGUGGUCCUUGUGAUAUCGAAUUAUCUUUCUGUUCGGGACCUGUGCAAUUUGCGAGAGACUUCGAAACAACUUUCCAGUCUUGUGCAAGAUAGAUCAAUCUGGCUGCUGGCCUUACGCGACAUCUUGGAAGUUCGGCCGAUUCCUCGACUCAGUUUUAGUCUAGACGAAAUGGACCUGGAUGAGGUUAUGACAGCAACCUUGCGACUGACUACCUUAGACCGCAAAAUCAGAGGAGUGGACCCAAUCACAACCUUCAGGAUUGCUCGGUCCUUCGAUGAAGAUCUCCUUUUUCCCGUUCCUCUCCCAGGUGGCCGUUAUUUCGUUAUUUUGCAAGACUCGGAACGCAAAUUGGUGGUGCACGACUGGGACGCGGAUACCCUGAGGGAGGGGCGACCCCUCGUGCCGCCCUCCGCGCACCCUAUAUACUUAUGGCGCGCGAUUCCCGUCAGUUCCACUGCCAUCAACAUCGCCGUCGCAUCUUUGGAAGACUCCAAAGACCAUGUUCAGUCAUUACAGCGCACGCAUAUCUCGAUCUAUCACUGCAACGCCGACAGUGGAACCUCUGAGCUGAUAGAUUACUUUUCCGUGGAUACGAAGAUAUGGACCCUUUUUAUUGACACAACUCACCUCGCGAUCCUGUGGAAUCACUGCGACCAUGGCCAAUUUGCAUAUAUACGGACGUACGAACAAGGGACUCAUACACCUAUCAUGAGUCUUAAGGAUCCUAAAUGCCCUCAACGAGGUACUAUUACUAUAAUAUCGCAAGGCUACUUCAUUACAGCGGCAGGCGGCGGUGUCUAUACUCGGCUCUUCACCAUGCCUGCUAUGCAUCCGAUCAACGGUACCCAUAUCGCUGAUUCGCCCGUGUACCAUCCAUGCAUUUGGUCCGCUGCCCAGGGAGGCGAUUAUCUACUCAAUCCUCGAAUAACCCCACUCUUACUUGGACAUUCUCUUUCAAGUAAAACACCUCCGCCCAAAUUCGCAGUAUGGGCAGGACGACACGUCACGAUAUACUCUCUGUUGGAUGGUGCUGAUGUCAGAUAUGACGCCAACUCGCAACAUAUGUGUCCUGAUCUGCCGUACUAUAUAGGAGAAGAUGAAAGAAGUUUCAUGGGUGAAAUUUCGGGGGUCCAUGCCCUUUCGGAUAGAUCGCUCAGAUUGUUCGCCCUUCCUGUAACCCAUACAACAAGCUUCGGGUUAAUGCGCCUCGGCUCGGCUCCGUCUGCAGAUGCAGAUGGCUUUCAAGUGACGAAAUUAAAUUGUCCCGAUAUGCGGGAGCACGAGAUAAUCUUUGAAAUGUCUUUCGAUGAAGAGUCUGGCCGCCUUUUCAUGAUCUACGAGGAUGAGAAGAAUCUCAAGUCCAGGAUUGUAUUGGCCCACUUGUAG